AUGCUAAAAUAUUUAGCUGGUCUUUUUAAAGGCCUGCUAAAAAGACAACCAGCAAACCAAGUACCAACUAUAUCCUGGAAAGAUAUUCUGAAAGAAGAAAGCGUUCCACGUCCACAAAGUAAACGCAGAACAAUGCUGUUGCCAUCCAAUCGUGUUCUAUUAUGGAAAACGGAAGAUCCUCUCAAAGAGAAAGACAAGAAGAAACAAUCCCAGACCGGACUGAACAUGAUGUUUAAAUUUACCUACGAUGAUAUUCCUUAUAUUGUGAAGACGCAAAAAGCGUUUGAACUCCCGUUGUCCGUUGCUCUCUCAAAGGCUUGUGCUGAAUAUAUUUACCCAGUUAAUUCAAAAAUUAUUUUCCAGAUAUCUGUCCUCAUGAAAAAGAAAGUGUUUAAAGACAAAGCAGAUACUUCUGAAAAUGGGAUAUCAAUUAAAUUAGAUUCGCAAUCUGAGAUCGAUGAUACCGCAUCUAUCAGUACACUAGCAGACAACUUAGAAAUUGAAACAUUGCUUAUUAAUGAGGCUGAAUUCCGAAUUGUCCGAAACGGAAUUCCGAUCAGUUCAGUUACUUUGGCUUUAACACCAAUUGCAAACCAAUAUUGCAUGCCAACAAUAGUUUUCAACAAGAAAAAAUCCGUCCAAUCGCAUUGGUUUGUGAAAACAGAAAAGCAAAAGGAGAGUUCGGAAAAGAUAGCGCCCACAAAAAAAGACGUCGACUCAUUAUAUCUAUCUUUUUCAAACGAGGAGAGACGAGAGUACAGUUUGGAAGGAUAUUCCUUCAAACACAAAGGCGAGUAUUUUUCCCCAGAUCCUACUGAUUCCGGCCGAUUAGUGGCCGUUGUCGUGGACACUGGAGUUGAUAAUCCUGUGUAUGCAGCAAUCAGUUCGAGGCCUAUCAAUGAACCACUAGAAGAUGUUAUCACAGAUGACCAGGUCAAAUGGUGUAGAGUGAACAAGUUGAAUAAAGACAAAGAUGUGGUUCGCAUAAUGUGCUACAACAUUCUAGCUGAUUUAUAUCUGAAUCUGAAUUUGGAACAAAAUGAGCUCUUCUUCAACUACUGCCCGAAAGCAAAUCAGCGAGUAUUUUAUAGAACUCCUAUUUUUUUGAAGCAAAUGAAAGACUUCAUCGACUCAAAAGUUUCUAUCUUCUUCCUCCAGGAAGUUGAUUUGCGACGUCACGAAAAUUAUAUCGAUCCGUUCUUAAAAACUCUGAACUAUUCAAGUGAAAUAUCCAAGAAGGGCGGACAAAUCAGUGAAGGCGUUGCUGUGGUUUUCGACCAGACAAGAUAUCGAACAAUUUAUUCGGACUCGUUUUUAUUGGCGGAUCUAGUAGAAAAAGAGGAAGUCAAUUCGGAUAUCCGUAGAAUUUUGGAAAGUUCAGCUGAAUCGGAAACACGAUUUAAAACAAGACCUACAAUUAUUCAAAUCGUAAUGCUCGAAGAUGUCGAAACUGGGGUGAUAUUAGUGUGCGGUAACACUCAUCUUCAUCAUAACCCUAAAGAUGAACAUAUAAAAGUACUUCAAGCACUGACUUGUGUCCGAAAACUGAUGAAGAUGUUUAAUGAAAAGAAAGAGUCAGAACCAGAAAGGAAAUGUCGCCUAAUAUUUGGUGGAGAUUUUAACAGCACUCCGGAUGGCGCUGUUUUCCAGAUGAUGUCCAACAGAUUCCUUCCGAAUGAUCAUAAAGUAUGGGAAUGUGAUGAAAAAAUUGACGCCGAAGACAUACUUAUCGAGAAGAAAAUGAGUUGUCUAACCGGAACUCCCGAAUACACGAACUACACCGCGUCCAGUCAAAAAGAAGGAUUCGUUGGAUGUCUUGAUUAUAUCUGGGGAAUUGAUGUCGAGUCUAUACGAAUAUGCCCAUCACCAGAUCACAAAAAAGUCAUCAAGUACACAGCUCUCCCCUCUCGAAUCUCACCUUCCGAUCAUCUACCCAUUAUCUGUGAUAUCAAGUUGUGA
This is a messenger RNA of Caenorhabditis remanei, 1959 nucleotides long. RefSeq lists its product as uncharacterized. Lineage: Eukaryota; Metazoa; Nematoda; Chromadorea; Rhabditida; Rhabditidae. The coding region runs from base 1 to 1959 and encodes 652 amino acids. Gene Ontology annotation, molecular function: poly(A)-specific ribonuclease activity. The transcript has 6 exons. The record is from RefSeq and is a predicted model, not a curated record.